This is a messenger RNA of Plectropomus leopardus (leopard coralgrouper), 1664 nucleotides long. RefSeq names its product opsin 3 (gene opn3). Gene Ontology annotation, cellular component: membrane. NCBI's taxonomy places the organism in Eukaryota, Metazoa, Chordata, Actinopteri, Perciformes, Serranidae. Gene Ontology annotation, molecular function: G protein-coupled receptor activity. Gene Ontology annotation, biological process: visual perception; G protein-coupled receptor signaling pathway. The record is from RefSeq and is a predicted model, not a curated record.
AUGAGCGGCGCGGGGAGCGCGUGGAAGCGCAGUGGAUCGUAUAGUGUCUCGUGCUCCAGGACGCGCGCUCACAUUCACCGCGCGCAGCACAACAAUGCUGGACACCAAGUUUUUAUCCACGCAAUGAAUCCCGCCAACGAAACCAGAGCGGAGAGAAGUACUGAACAUUAUUUUUUUACAGUUGGCACGUACAAACUUCUCGCUUUUACCAUCGGGACCAUUGGAGUAUUCGGCUUCUGUAACAACGUUGUUGUCAUCAUACUGUACUGCAAAUUCAAGAGACUGCGGACGCCCACCAAUUUGUUGCUGGUCAACAUAAGUUUGAGUGAUUUGCUGGUUUCUGUCAUCGGAAUAAACUUUACGUUUGCCGCGUGCGUCAAAGGCGGGUGGACAUGGAGCCACGCGACAUGCAUCUGGGACGGCUUCAGCAACAGCUUAUUUGGCAUAGUUUCCAUCAUGACUCUGGCAGCCCUGGCCUAUGAGCGCUACAUCCGGGUGGUCCAUGCGCAGGUGGUGGACUUCCCCUGGGCAUGGCGGGCCAUCGGCCACAUCUGGCUGUACUCGUUGGCCUGGACUGGGGCUCCUCUGCUGGGGUGGAACCGCUACACACUGGAGAUCCAUCAGCUGGGCUGCUCCCUUGACUGGGCAUCUAAAGACCCAAAUGAUGCCUCCUUCAUCCUCCUCUUCCUCCUGGCCUGUUUCUUUGUGCCUGUGGGCAUCAUGAUCUACUGCUAUGGGAACAUCCUCUACACAGUGCAAAUGCUGCGCUCCAUCCAGGACCUCCAGACCGUACAGAUCAUCAAGAUCUUGCGGUACGAGAAGAAGGUGGCCGUCAUGUUUUUCUUGAUGAUCUCCUGCUUCCUGGUUUGUUGGACGCCAUAUGCUGUCGUAUCCAUGUUGGAGGCUUUUGGCAGGAAGAGCAUAGUCUCUCCCACAGUGGCCAUCAUCCCCUCGUUCUUUGCCAAGUCCAGCACGGCCUACAACCCCCUCAUCUAUGUGUUCAUGAGCAGAAAGUUCCGCCGCUGUUUGCUGCAGCUGCUGUGCUCGCGGCUCUCUUGGCUUCAGCGCAGCCUCAAAGAGCGUCCUCUGGCUCCGGUCCAACGGCGUCCAAUUCGACCAAUUGUUGUGUCUGGGUCGUGCGGCAGCAGGGACCGACCCAAGAAGAGGGUGACUUUCAGCUCCUCCUCCAUCGUUUUCAUUAUCACCAGCAAUGACUUCCAGCACCUGGAUAUGACCUCCAAAGCUAAAGAUUCGGCGGAGGUUAAUGUCAUUCAAGUGAGGCCAUUGUGAUCCACCAGGACUGGACUUUUCUCACCUCACCACUCUGUAUGCCUUAGGACCUUACAUGCAAAUCCAUGCCAAAAUAAUCCUGUCUGACCUCCCUGGACAUUUCUGUGUGCACACACAGUUACAGAAUUGUUACAGCUAAUUGUAAAUAUAUCAACUGUCAGCUCAAGAUCUCAGCUAAACCUAUUUCCUGACAGUGUUUUGUCUAAGCAGGUUGUACGAAAGUGUGACAUCCUCAUCUACCAUCAGUUUUGGUGAUAUAAAUACAUGUUGAUGUAGUUAACAACUAGUAAUAUCAUGUUUCUCUUAUCACAUUAUUUGUCAAAUAUGCCACACUGUAUUUGUGACAACUGCAGGACUGUGUCGAGUUUUUAGGG